Neomonachus schauinslandi (Hawaiian monk seal) is the source of this 1138-nucleotide messenger RNA. It is a transcript of the gene FAM89B, whose product is annotated as family with sequence similarity 89 member B. Gene Ontology annotation, cellular component: lamellipodium; cytoplasm. The coding region runs from base 14 to 592 and encodes 192 amino acids. NCBI's taxonomy places the organism in Eukaryota, Metazoa, Chordata, Mammalia, Carnivora, Phocidae. Gene Ontology annotation, biological process: negative regulation of SMAD protein signal transduction; positive regulation of cell migration; negative regulation of transforming growth factor beta receptor signaling pathway. Gene Ontology annotation, molecular function: transcription corepressor binding. The record is from RefSeq and is a predicted model, not a curated record. The transcript has 2 exons.
CGCCGGCCGGGCCAUGAAUGGGCUGCCCUCGGCCGAGGCGCCGGGCGGCGCUGGCUGCGCCCUAGCCGGGCUCCCUCCGUUACCGCGCGGCCUCAGCGGUCUCCUCAACGCAAGCGGGGGUUCGUGGCGGGAGCUGGAGCGCGUUUACAGCCAGCGCAGCCGCAUCCACGACGAGCUGAGCCGCGCGGCCCGCAUCCCAGAUGGGCCCCGCUACGCUGCGGGCGCCACCAACGCGGGACCCGCCGCCGGUCCCCUCGGCCCGCGUCGCCCUGUCAAUCUCGACUCAGCACUAGCAGCCCUGCGCAAGGAGAUGGUGGGGCUGCGGCAGCUGGACAUGUCCCUGCUGUGCCAGCUGUGGGGCCUCUACGAGUCAAUCCAAGACUAUAAGCACCUGUGCCAAGACUUGAGCCUGUGCCAGGACCUGUCAUCCUCCCUGCACUCAGACAGCUCUUAUCCACCUGAUGCUGGCCUGUCUGAUGACGAUGAGCCUCCUGAUGCCAGCCUGCCCCCGGACCCACCACCCCUCACUGUGCCCCAGACACACAAUGCCCGGGACCAGUGGCUGCAGGACGCCUUUCACAUCAGCCUCUGAAGAGCUGGGGUGGGGGGAACAUGCACCCAUGCAAAAGGCUCAGAAACUCACCCCUUACUAGGUACUCAGACUUAUAGUGCCUGCUUCCCCCUGUCCCACCUCACUUCACAAGAAGGCAAGCCUUGGGCCCCUCAGAGGCAAAGUUGCCAACCCCCUCUCUCGUGACUGGUUAGCUAGCACUGGGGCAGGCAUCUGGGCUACAGCCUUUGCCCCUGGCACUGGACCUCCUCUGCUCCCACAUGUGUGCACCCCAGCUUGGCCAACCUUCAGUCUGGUGGUGGGGCCCAAAGCAUCUGGCACUCCCCUCGACGUCUCUGGGAUUGGGAUGAGUGCCUGGUUCCCAUCUCCUUUUCACCUUUUGCUGCUAUUGGCAGCUGCUGGCUCAGGGGCAUCCCACCUCUGCUCUCUGGGUUCCACUGCUCUAGACCAGGGCAUCCCCAUUCUUGCACCCGCCCACGGCCGGGAGGGCCAAGGCUCCGUGCUGGAUAUUUAAGUUUAGGGGCCAGACUCUUGGGCACAUAGGUAAAUAAAUACUCUCUCUGCGUU